Fraxinus pennsylvanica is the source of this 1188-nucleotide messenger RNA. The record is from the annotation of a GenBank genome assembly. NCBI's taxonomy places the organism in Eukaryota, Viridiplantae, Streptophyta, Magnoliopsida, Lamiales, Oleaceae.
AUGUUUUGCUUUGUGAAAUAUGAAGAUGGAUGGGAGAAUCGGUGGGUCAAAUCUAACUGGAAGAAAGACCAAAACAUGGCUGGAGAAUGGAACUUUACCUCUGGUAAAUGGAAUGGAGACUCUACAAACAAAGGUAUCCAGACCAGUGAAGAUUACAGGUUCUAUGCUAUCUCAGCUGAGUUCCCUGAAUUCAGCAACAAGGACAAGACAUUAGUUUUCCAGUUCUCUGUCAAGCAUGAACAGAAGCUUGACUGUGGUGGUGGAUACAUGAAAUUGCUUAGUGGGGACAAUGAUCAGAAGAAAUUUGGCGGUGACACCCCAUACAGCAUCAUGUUUGGGCCAGAUAUUUGUGGCUACAGCACCCAGAAAGUCCAUGCCAUUCUCACCUACAAGGGGACAAACCACUUGCUCAAGAGGGAAGUCUCAUGUGAGACGGAUCAACUGACUCAUGUCUAUACAUUUGUCAUCCGGCCUGAUGCUACUUACAGCAUCCUCGUUGACAAUAUGGAGAAGCAGUCUGGUAGCUUGCACUCUGAUUGGGAUCUUCUGCCACCAAAGACAAUCAAGGAUCCAGAGGCCAAGAAGCCUGAAGAUUGGGAUGACAAGGAGUACAUUCCUGACCCUGAAGACAAGAAGCCUGAGGUUACUGAACUUCAAAGUUUCAUGCCCUUCCUUUUCUACAAUGAUGCACUGUUUAACGCGAGAGCACAUCCCGAGGAUUGGGAUGAUGAGGAAGAUGGUGAAUGGACACCGCCAACUAUUGCCAACCCCGAGUACAAGGGUCCAUGGAAACCAAGGAAAAUUAAGAACGCCAACUACAAGGGCAAAUGGAAGGCACCAGUUAUUGAUAAUCCAGACUUCAAAGAUGACCCAGAUCUAUAUGUUUUCCCAAAUUUGAAAUAUGUGGGCAUUGAGUUGUGGCAGGUGAAAUCUGGAACCCUGUUUGACAAUAUCUUGUUAUGCGAUGAUGCGGAGUAUGCCAAGGAUGUAGCUGAAGAAACAUGGGGCAAACACAAGGACGCUGAGAAGGCUGCAUUUGAUGAAGCAGAAAAGAAGAGAGAGGAGGAGGUACCUAAGGAUGAUCCAGUUGAUUCCGAUGCUGAAGAUGGUGAUAACGACGCCGAUGAUGCAGACGCUGAUGAUGACAUGAAGUCAGACACAAUGGAAGAUGAUGAUGUACACGUAUGA